ACUUCCGGGCCCACGGCGGAAGUGGCAGGGGCGGUGCCAUGGACAAAGGACUCCGCCUGGGAAGUGGGGCUCGAGGUACUGCAGAGCUUCCAACCAGAAUCUCAUUCUUUUUCCGCGAAGCACCCGAUACUGCCUGAGGCUUGAAUCCCACCCAAGGGACCACAUCUGAGAAAACCCAGCCUGUGUCUGCAGCAUCACCUUGAGUUCCUCGGAUGAUUCAGGGAUGGAGAAUCGUCAGCAGUGUUAAAUGUACACCAUCGACUUAGGAGAUGUCAUCUUUGCAAAGGAAAGGGCUGCAGGCAAGGAGUCUCAGCUCUGAGGAAGAGGAGAAACUGAAGCGGGACCAAGUUUUAGUGUCUGAUUUUAAGCAGCAAAAGCUGGAAAAAGAGGCUCAGAGGAACUGGGACCUUUUUUACAAAAGAAAUAGCACUCAUUUCUUCAAAGACAGACACUGGACCACCAGAGAGUUUGAGGAGCUCAGGUCAUGUAGAGAGUAUGAAGAUCAAAAAUUGAUUAUGCUUGAAGCUGGCUGUGGGGUUGGAAACUGUUUAUUCCCGCUUUUAGAAGAGGAUCGGAAUAUCUUUGCCUAUGCCUGUGAUUUUUCUCCACGAGCAGUUGAAUAUGUCAAGCAAAAUCCUUUAUACGACACAGACAGAUGCAAGGUAUUCCAGUGUGAUCUAACUAGAGAUGACCUUCUGGAGCACGUGCCCCCAGAGUCAGUGGAUGUUGUCACGUUGAUAUUUGUGCUCUCUGCGGUUCACCCCGAUAAGAUGCACCUAGUCUUACAGAACGUUUACAAGGUGUUAAAGCCAGGCAAAAGCGUCUUGUUUCGCGACUAUGGGCUCUAUGAUCAUGCCAUGCUUAGGUUUAAAGCCGGCAGCAAACUUGCAGAAAACUUCUAUGUUAGACAAGAUGGAACCAGAUCGUAUUUCUUCACUGACGACUUCCUGGCGCAGCUCUUUCUGGACACAGGCUACGAAGCAGAGGUGAACGAGUACGUGUUUCGUGAGACGGUGAAUAAAAAAGAAGGCCUGCGUGUGCCCAGGGUUUUCCUUCAGAGCAAGUUCCGCAAGGCUCCCAAGAGCCCAGUUCCUGGGGACCCAGGCCUGGGCCAGGAGUCCUGAUCUCUCCUGAGGUUGGCAUCUGUGCCUUCCCUUGGAGAGGAAAGUUUAAAGUCACUCUUUGUAUUUUGUGUAUCUUUAUAUCUUUUUUUAAAAUGAGGAUAUAUAAUUUUUAUAUUAAAAAGCAAAUGUGUGUGCAUUAUAGCAAUGUAAAUAAAAUUGCAAGGCCUAAAAGGUAGUUUUAUGGCAUAACACAGUUUAGCUGGUUUGUCUGAGAUUCCACAGAGGACAGCGUAGGGCCCUGGCACUUAGAUCCUCAGCAUUCGUUACUCUGUGAGUGGGCCUCCCGGCAGCACAUCAGACAGCCCUGCAGAAAAUGGGGCCAAACAGACAAAAAUAGCACAUCCAUGUGUAUUGUUAGCCUGAAGGAUUGUUCUCUUUACUUCUCUUCCCAGUGUCUCAUAUUUGCCCAUUUUUCUCUGCUUCUGCUCAUUCAUGUGCCCUUCAAGACCAGUAUUCCUCAGGUGCCACUUGUGGUCUCUCAAGAAUGCCCUGUAGCUCCCUACCUCAUUCUUGAGAGUCUCUGUAAUUGGGCCAGUCUGUGGCCACCCUGCCCCAAUGGAGAGAGGGGAAGGCCAUCACCUGUCCCCAUCCUCCCGAUGCAGUGUUUCCAGGAAGACAGCGGAUGGACUGUCCCAACCCCCACUGGGAAAUGAGGAGGCAGUGGCUCGGAGGUAGUGACCGCAUGGCUAGUGUUACAGUGGAACACGAGAAAUCCUGAAGUUGGUCCACUGACCUGUUCCCCAGGCAUUCCCAUAUAAAGACUUUUUCUAUAGAAUAUAAAAUCAGAGUUCCUUUGCUCUGCUGACAAAAGUUGAUCCUGUAAGCCUUUACGUUUCCCUUCUUGCAAAAGCUGUUUAUGAGAACGUCUGUCUUCAGAGUUGCCUGGACUGCACAUGCGGCCAGCUAGGUCGCUCAAACCCACCGUGUCUGAAGGGGGAUGGUCCCCACGCGGAGGGGGCUGGGGAGCAGUCACGGCCUUACGUCCCCGGCUCCUGGAGGGGAGAGGGACAGGUGGUGGGCUCAGCACGCUUGCUGGGUGUCCUCCUGCCGUCUGUCCCUGACUUCUUGAGGGGGUGUCUCAAGGUCCGGGGAAGCAAGAGGAACCCCUGUCUCUUGUUGGUCUGUUGCUUUACUUGUUCUUCCCCCUUCUUUUUAAGGCUGGAAGAUGGCUGUCCCAGGUGAGAACAAAUCUGAUAAGGAAUAGAACAGAGUUGUCUGUUGAAACCAACCUGUACAGAAGGUGGCCCUGGGGUAGGGGGUGUGGGCUCACAGGCCUCCUCACUGAGUGAGGGGCAAGCCCAGCCCCAGAGCAGUUGGUUAGGGGAGAGCCACGACCAGCCCCAGGCCCCACAUCCCGCCCCGGGCUCUUUGCUCUCAGCACCUCCCCCUGUGAACCCACAGCCAGCUUCAGCCCAGAAGGCCGCUCAGCGGCCUCCACAGAGGUCCUUUCACUGUUUGCUCCACCAGGUCUGCCCAGUGUCACUUGGCUCCUAGUGGCUAAGCUGGAUUAAAAACUGGAUAUUUAAAGUAGACAGUGGGGAGCAGGGUGGUGUCGCCAUCACUGCGCCCAGAUGAAGACAGAGGAGAGGGUCUUCUCUGGGUUGGGGGCCCCGGGAGUCCGGGAAAGCAAGGCCAUGGCUCAUUUAGUAGCAAAACUCUGACAGGAUUUGCUACAUCGUAGAGUACAGAGUCCACCAAUAUUGCCUUAUCUUCCCAGACAGAAAACAGCCCCGGAAAGGUAGUGAGUACCGGUUUCCAGUACUGCAGAAAGCAGCGGAAGUACCACCGCGCUCUGUAGCGUGGUGUAUAUGCUGACACGCAGUCUAGCGCACACAGGAUGCCACACGGCGUAGACCGUGCACCAUGCUCUGUGGUACCACGUGUUCCUGCUGAGUUUUUGAUAUAUACUCCAUCCAACACUGCUAAUUAUGUUACUCUAUUUGGAAUGUGAACAUCUGGGCUCAAGUCCAGGACUCGCCACAGAUGUGUAGCCAACUUUCCUGAGCCCCGGGCUUCACGUUUCCAAGACCAGGGUCCUGCCACCACAGCACAGGCCGCUGCCGCCGUUCAACGAGCGCUGUGCUUACUGCACGGGUAUCGUCAGGUGCUAGCUCCUUCUGUUCGAUGGUAUUCCUCAAGAAAACAACCUCUCCCGUGAUUUUUAACCCAAACUUCUCUUCCGUCGUAUUUAACAUGGGGGCCUUUGAAAGGGCUCGGGAUUUGGAUGCAUCACCACAAGGUGGCGCUAGGUACCAACUCUUCCCAUCGACUGCCCCCACCCCACCUUGUUUGAGGUUAAAAUGUGUCCAUUUUUGUUGUCUUUGAAGAAAAAUGCCUACACAUGUGUUUUCUGGGUCAGCUUUACCUCGUAGGGUCAAUGCUGCCCUCAUUGGGUAAGCAGGCCAGGGUGCUUUUAUCCAGCGUUCAGUCUGCACUGCCUGUGGAAGGCAGCAUUUUUAGGCUCUGACAGGGUCUGCAGGGCCUCCCUCCUCCUCACCCUUGAACCGUUCUGUGGACUUGCUUUUCCUGCCGCCAGAGAUGAAAGCAAGCGAAGGGACUGCAGCGUGGACCCUUGUUUGCCUGGCACAUCGUUCAGACAUCUGUGACAGCCUUUGCUCCCCUGUUUCACUGUCGUCAGUCACGAGAGGGAAGCUGGGAAAUAAAUCGUGUCUACCAA
Vicugna pacos (alpaca) is the source of this 3801-nucleotide messenger RNA. It is a transcript of the gene METTL6, whose product is annotated as methyltransferase 6, tRNA N3-cytidine. The record is from RefSeq and is a predicted model, not a curated record. NCBI's taxonomy places the organism in Eukaryota, Metazoa, Chordata, Mammalia, Artiodactyla, Camelidae.